ACGCGCGAUUGGAUGGUGGUGAAUGUAAGAGCGCUGAACAAAACCGCGCAGUACGUGUAUGGUUUAUGUGCAAUAAUCGUGGCGUCGCUCCUCGCUUAAAGAAGAACCAGUUCUUGCGCGUACUUUUGAGCGUAAGCGAGCUUGUUUUGAUUGGGCUUCCUUUUUUUUAUUAUUUGAAAAGAACUGCAGCAUACGCCCUAGGUGCAUCUCGUGCGCGUGGAAGAUUUCAAAUCCGGAGUGAAUCUACAGGAGGUGUAUGAUUCAACCAUGGGUGAAUACCAGAGUGAGAAGCGUCUAGCCUAUCUGUAUCCCCUUAUCGGGGCGUUAUCAAUAAUUUGCUGCAUUUCAACGGCCGUGUCAUGGCAUCACUGGCGUUACGUGCUGGACACUUGCGUCGAGACCAACUGCGGAUGCAUCCUUAAUGGGUUGAGCACGCCGACGUACUUUACCGGAGGCCACAUCGCGUACUGCCACUGGGCCACUUAUGGGCUCAUUUUGCCCAUUAUCUUCUGCUUCAUAUUCGGAAUAUUCCACGUCUUUCGGGUGUGCUGCGGAAGGCCCAGAGGCAACACCUCAACGGCAAUGGUCAGGCAAAGAUCUGGCGACAUGAUCGUCAUGACCACCAAGACCGACGUAACCGACGAGGACGACAUCAGCCCGUACUACUGGAUCCCGGUGGCCAUCAUCGGCAGCGUCAUGGCCCUCUUCACGCUCGUCCACGCCGCCAUGUACCUCGACGGGUUCCUGACCAGCUGCAAGCAGUAUCGGAACGAAAUCAUCAAGUACAUACACGCCACCGGUCCACUCGUGGCCGCCGUCCAGGGCCGACUGUCCUGCUCUUCGGUGUUUGACUUCAUGGACUAUCUGCACCAGGACGUGGCCUGGGACCGGCGUCGCGAGGGACGCAUCAACACGGCCGCCUCGCUCAUCAUCGGCAUCAUCUGCACGUGGAUCUGCAUCGGGCUGUGGAUCUGGACCGUGGUCAUCGCAGCGAAACGUGCCCGCGCCAGUCGUCGGGUGCGAGUUUAAUCAGUUACAUACACAUUCCAUUUUUCAUCACAACUGAACCACACAGCAGGAACCAUGUGCCUUAAAAAAAAACUUGCGUAGUAUUAACACGUCUGGAUAGAAAGGCGUAUUUUUAAUGAAACGACACAAAAUAUUACAAAUCGAAUGCACAUUUUU
Molecule: messenger RNA, 1185 nt
Organism: Culex quinquefasciatus (southern house mosquito)
Lineage: Eukaryota; Metazoa; Arthropoda; Insecta; Diptera; Culicidae
Exons: 2
Coding region: 268-1029 (253 amino acids)
Source: RefSeq, a predicted model, not a curated record